Molecule: messenger RNA, 1712 nt
Organism: Wasmannia auropunctata (little fire ant)
Lineage: Eukaryota; Metazoa; Arthropoda; Insecta; Hymenoptera; Formicidae
Gene: Elp5
Exons: 2
Coding region: 798-1640 (280 amino acids)
Biological process (GO): tRNA wobble uridine modification
Cellular component (GO): cytosol; elongator holoenzyme complex; nucleus
Molecular function (GO): tRNA binding
Source: RefSeq, a predicted model, not a curated record
AUUCGAUAAUCGAUAUCUAAUAUUACAGGUACUUCAAUUACUCAUAUUUCUUUUUACAAAUACUGAUUAGUAAUAUCAAUUUUCUUGAAAAAAAAAUCGAGAAAGCAGAAGUUUGCGAUUUACUCGGAGAAAUAAAGGCGUGCGAUGAUUACUAUAUUUUUAAGAUUUCACAAGAAUUUAUUAUAAACGAUAGCGACUUAUAGCGAAUCGAUCUCAGCGAUAUCGAUAUUUAUUGCAUAUUCCAUAUAAACGCAUAUGUAUCUUUGUUUUUAUUAGAUAAUUGAGAUUUCUCGCCCUCCAAUAAUUUCUCUCCUUCCUGUCCUUAUCGAAAAUAUCGAAGAUAUUACUGACGAUUCCUGUAAAACCGGGAACUGUCGUAUCUCGCGUGUACACGAUGAUUCAUUCUCGCAUUUGUCACGAAACGACUUCGCCGACAUGGUUAUGUUCGUUCCUCGGAACUCGUGCGAUGCGUUUCAUUCAUUCGAGGAAGCAGCAGAGAAAUCGGUCUUUCGAGCUUACAGUUUUGUCAUUUCGCCCCUCGUGACACACCGUGUAACCAGAAAUGGGCACGCGUAGAUAAAUUCUGUUGACAUCUUGUUGACGAAGAUACGAGAAAUACACCGGUGCGAUAUUUGUAAUAUUGCGAUUUCGUGAGCGAACUUUUAGACUUUAGAGCGAACGUCUGAAUGAGGAUCACAAUAGCCAAUCGCACACACAUCGGUGUAUUUUUUUUAAUUAAUUAACAACUUUACACUUCAUUUCUUUACAAAGCUACAGUCAGUGUAUUUUGUAGAAAAAUGUCAUACAUGAAAACACUACCUUUGCUAGACGGAACGAAAGUAAUUGUUAUAGACGAAGAUCUAGAUGUAACGUAUGCAACAGCGUUGAUAGCUGGAUGGAUACACGCGUGGAGGGAAACGAGUGCUAAUCACAGUAUCGAUUUAUUGUCAUUUUCCGAUCCAAAAGCUUGGUACGACAACGAACCCCUUACAUCCACGAAUGUAAACUUGCAUGAUUAUUAUAAUGUUCAUUCAACUGAAGAGGCCGAGAAGAAAGACUUGGAAAAUCUUGAUCACAUACUUAAAACCUUUAAGCUGAAACCUCAGAAUACGGUCGUUGUCAACUGUUUGGGCUCCCUGAUUCUGUAUGUGGGUUUAGGAAAAGCUCUGCGAUUCGUAGAGAAGUUAAGUAAACAGGUGUCACAAUUGAUAUGCAUUUAUCGGAGGGAUUUCAUACAGAUUAAAGUUCCCGCGAUUGAGACUCUCGGCACUACUUACAUUAAGUUAGAAAAAUUUGCUGGAAUAAGUCCCAUGAAUAAUUUAGUUUACAAUGCAAAGCUGGCCCAUAGAAAAUCAGGUGGUUCCAUGAUAUGUCAAACAGAAACAAUAAAGCAGGAUAUUGAAUCUUAUCGGAUCAGUGCUGAAAAGGUUACAGUACCAAGCGUUCGCAAGACAGAAGCAGAACCGGUAAAGAUUGAAUCGUCGUUUAGGAUAGAGAUGAGCGCUCAGGAAAUGGAGCAGAGAGACAAGACACCUUUACCCUAUAUUUUGAAUGCAUCGAAUUCAUCUAGGAUAUUUUAUCAGCCAGAAGAUGUAGAUGAUAUAGAUGAAGAAGACCCUGAUGAUGAUCUGUGUAUAUAAGCUAUAAAAAUCAAAGAAUUUGUAUGAAGAUUACAUAAAAUAUAUAAAUCAUAUAUUUUAUAUAAAAUAAAA